AUGUCGAGCCGUCAUAAAGACUUGAGUGAAGACCGCCACGGUCCAGCCCCCAACGCCUACAAUGCAAAUGACCAUUCUGGGACCAAAACAGCCCCCGCAUUCUCGAUCAAAGGCCGCCAUAAUGACAAUCUGUACGUCGUCGUCAACUCCCGUUCGAUUUUCAUCGCGCGUAUACCUGCUCCCUUAGCACCAUCCACUUUGCCUCACCCUGCGGCCUCACCCUGCGACACGUCCUCCAGCUCCAACAUUGGCCCUGGCCCCGGCGCUCUUGAUGUCACUCGCAGCCUGGAUUAUAGCAGCGCGGUCAAAGGCACCCCUUCCUUUUCCAUGAGCGGCCGUGCCAAGGACCUCGCGAGCAGCAACGCGCCAGGCCCAGGUGCAUACAACAGCGAGGACGCAGCCCGCUACAAGAAGGCGCCCGCCUUUUCCAUGAGUGGCCGUGCCAAGGAGGAUGCUGCUCGCCUGGGCCCGGGCCCUGGCGCCUACACUACCCCGGAUGCACUCUCCAAGCUGAGCGCCUCCAUCAAGGGCCGUCCCAAGUCAUCGCUCUCCACCGAUUCGCCCGGCCCCGCCUACAACGUGGACUAUGGCAAGACGGUGAAGAAGUCGCCUGCGUUUAGCAUGACAGGCCGGGCUCGGGACCAGCGGAACGACCAGGCGCCUGGACCAGGCACCUAUGCAGUGGCCGCCAACCCAAACCACAAGAAGCCCCCUGCGUUCUCCAUGAGCGGGCGCAACAAGGAGCUCAUGGAUGCUUCGGGCCCGGGGCCGGGAGCGUACAACACACCGGAUGCGCUGUCCAAGCGUGGCGCUUCGAUCAAGGGCCGGCAUGAGAAGAAGUCGAACAACCACUCACCAGGACCGGCAUAUAGCGUGGACAUUUCCAAGACGACCAAGGGUGCGCCUUCGUUCUCGAUGGGUGGUCGCACCAAGGAUCUCGCAAGCAGCAACGCGCCAGGCCCAGGUGCAUACAACAGCGAGGACGCAGCCCGCUACAAGAAGGCGCCCGCCUUUUCCAUGAGUGGUCGCGCCAAGGAGGAUGCUGCUCGCCUGGGCCCGGGCCCUGGCGCCUACACUACCCCGGAUGCACUCUCCAAGCUGAGCGCCUCCAUCAAGGGCCGUCCCAAGUCAUCGCUCUCCACCGAUUCGCCCGGCCCCGCUACAACGUGGACUAUGGCAAGACGCGGGCGCAACAAGGAGCUCAUGGAUGCUUCGGGCCCGGGGCCGGGAGCGUACAACACACCGGAUGCGCUGUCCAAGCGUGGCGCUUCGAUCAAGGGCCGGCAUGAGGAGAAGUCGAACAACCACUCACCAGGACCGGCAUAUAGCGUGGACAUUUCCAAGACGACCAAGGGUGCGCCUUCGUUCUCGAUGGGUGGUCGCACCAAGGAUCUCGCAAGCAGCAACGCGCCAGGACCGGGACAGUACUCGGUUCGCGAUGCUAGCAGCGGGGCCAUUUCAUUCGGUGUCCGUUAUCCAGACAAGGUCAAAGGCACCCCUUCCUUUUCCAUGAGCGGCCGUGCCAAGGACCUCGCGAGCAGCAACGCGCCAGGCCCAGGUGCAUACAACAGCGAGGACGCAGCCCGCUACAAGAAGGCGCCCGCCUUUUCCAUGAGUGGCCGUGCCAAGGAGGAUGCUGCUCGCCUGGGCCCGGGCCCUGGCGCCUACACUACCCCGGAUGCACUCUCCAAGCUGAGCGCCUCCAUCAAGGGCCGUCCCAAGUCAUCGCUCUCCACCGAUUCGCCCGGCCCCGCCUACAACGUGGACUAUGGCAAGACGGUGAAGAAGUCGCCUGCGUUUAGCAUGACAGGCCGGGCUCGGGACCAGCGGAACGACCAGGCGCCUGGACCAGGCACCUAUGCAGUGGCCGCCAACCCAAACCACAAGAAGCCCCCUGCGUUCUCCAUGAGCGGGCGCAACAAGGAGCUCAUGGAUGCUUCGGGCCCGGGGCCGGGAGCGUACAACACACCGGAUGCGCUGUCCAAGCGUGGCGCUUCGAUCAAGGGCCGGCAUGAGGAGAAGUCGAACAACCACUCACCAGGACCGGCAUAUAGCGUGGACAUUUCCAAGACGACCAAGGGUGCGCCUUCGUUCUCGAUGGGUGGUCGCACCAAGGAUCUCGCAAGCAGCAACGCGCCAGGACCGGGACAGUACUCGGUUCGCGAUGCUAGCAGCGGGGCCAUUUCAUUCGGUGUCCGUUAUCCAGACAAGGUGGGCAUUUUGCCCGAGUAGCAGCGUUGCUCGACGAAUUGUCUGACGCGAUAUAGCUCGGCUUGUCGUGCCGUCGGCUGACUUGUUUCUUAGUUUCUUUUUUAAAAGUGCUGCCAUCUUGCAGUGCCAGUGAUGUGUUGCCUGUGAAUGUGUACUUUCCCUCCCCCUUUUUACUGACCUGUGAAGCGCCUCUUUGUCCAACUGGCUUGCCACUCUUGUUCUCGACCCCGACAACUCCAGCCCAACACAGAUACAUGGUGUCUGUUGUAACCCCUUAGUCUACGCGCCGUUUUCAUGGUGUAUGGGGAUUGGGU
This is a messenger RNA of Monosiga brevicollis MX1, 2525 nucleotides long. RefSeq lists its product as uncharacterized. NCBI's taxonomy places the organism in Eukaryota, Choanoflagellata, Craspedida, Salpingoecidae. The transcript is spliced from 7 exons. Bases 1 to 2232 code for a protein of 743 amino acids. The record is from RefSeq and is a predicted model, not a curated record.